UCUGUUCCUCGGCCAACGCUCAACUAAACUGGCCACUCAGCACGCACUGCUUCAGGAAGCGGCGGGAGUUGGGGCAGACAGAGUUAACAAGAUUAUUAUUUUUCUAAAUAGCAUGCAUCAGGAAAACAGUCUGAACGUCUGCAUAUAAGUCAUUGACGCAGAGUAAGUCUGAAUACCGUUAGGUUGCGUAAACCUUGAAAUGAUUUAAUGAUCACUUUACAGCGCGUCGAGCUUGUUUUAUGUUGUAAACCUACUGUGAUUUGACAUUGGGACCAGGUAAAUUAUGCGCUACUGUAGCACGCGAGGAGGAGUGCAGGGAUGGGGAUUCCGGGAGGUGCUGUUCUCGGGCUAUGCGCCGGACGGGGGGAUGUUCAUGCCGGAGACCGUGCCCACCCUCACCCCCGACACCCUGAGGUCCUGGGCGUCGCUGUCCUACCCGCAGCUGGUUCAGGAAGUGUGCGCCCUAUUCAUUCCGGACGAUCUCGUUCCUCGCCAUGAUCUGGAUGCCGUUCUGUCUGGUGCCCUGUCUCAGUUCUCGGUCCCCGGGGUGGUGCGCAUGGCGCGGCUGGGCGGAGGUCUUUCCGUCCUGGAGCUCUUCCACGGAGAGACGCUGGCCUUUAAAGACCUGGCGAUGACCUGCACCACCCGUCUGCUGGACUACUUCCUGCAGCGCGAGAGCAGGCGCGCCACCGUCCUCGUGGGGACGUCGGGGGACACCGGCGGCUCCGCCAUCCGCGGCGCGAGGGGGCUCGGGGGCGUGGACGUGGUGGUGGUGUUCCCACGCGGGCGCGUCACCGCCGUGCAGGAGAAGCACAUGACCACCUGCCUGGAGGACAACGUGCACGUCUUCGCAGCGGACGGCAGCUCGGACGACAUCGACGUCCCCCUGCGCCGCCUCUUCGCGGAUCAGAGCCUGGUGAGGGACCACGGGCUCAUGAGCCUGAACUCCGUCAACUGGUGCCGCAUCCUGGUCCAGCUGGCCCACUUCCUGUACGCCUACCUGCGGCUGAGCGGCCUGGAGCGGACACCAGGGGGCGCGCUGCCCAGCCUGGAGGUGGUGGUGCCCACGGGCGGCGCUGGAAACAUCACGGCUGGCUGUAUCGUGAAGCAGAUGGGUGUGCCUCUGCGACUCGUUGCCAUGGUGAAUGCCAAUGACAUCGUGCAUCGGGCGGUGCGGAGCGGUGACUUCUCCAUGGCGACCAAAGUCAAGCAGACUCUGGCCUCUGCCAUAGACAUUCAGGACCCCUACAACAUGGAGCGGGUAUUCUGGCUGUUAUCAGGGCGGGACGGACUGCUGGUGAAGGGGCUGAUGGAGGAGUUUCAGCGUUCUCACAAAAUCACACUGCCUGAUGCACUCCACAGCAAGUUGUCGUCGGUGAUGUGUGCCGGCUCGGUGACAGAUGAGGGGAUUGUGGGGACCAUGAGGAGGUGCUGGGAGGAGAAUCACUACCUGCUGUGUCCUCACACUGCUGUGGCUGUCUGGCAUCAUUACCACAGUCCCCUCAGCCCUGGGGAGAACAGGUGUUGCAUAGCAACCGCAUCACCUGCCAAGUUCCAGGAUGCGGUGCAGAAGGCGGGGCUGACUGUCGAUGUCCCGGAGGAGGUGCAGGCCUUGGAGAAAAUGGCGACGCGCUACGAGAAACUGGAGCUGGGUGAAGACUGGGAACGCAGGCUGAGGGAGCGCAUCGAAUCCGUCACCUCCAUCCGGCAGCGCGGGGCGUUGUUUUACUCACCGGUGUAAGCAAUUAGGUGAGGAAUCUGAGAGCGUGGGGGUAGGGGGGGCGGUGUUUUACUCAAGGGUGUUAACAAUCUAGUGAGGAAUCGGAUUGUGUGGGACCUUGUUUUACUCACCAGGGCAACCAUUCCGGUGAAGAUUCAGACAUUGUGGGGCUUUGUUUUACUCAUCGGUAUACGCAAUGCAGUGAGUAAUAUAGCCAGAGAUGUGGUGUAAUUGGUGAAAUUCAAGAACCGAGACUGUGAUACAAACAGAAGCACUUACAACCAUUCUGUCCUUAGACAUGUUGUGAUUUUAUAAGAUUUUGCGCAUUUUAAACAAACAAUAUAAGUUAAUAAAUAAACAAAUCGAA
This is a messenger RNA of Anguilla rostrata (American eel), 2087 nucleotides long. It is a transcript of the gene thnsl2, whose product is annotated as threonine synthase-like 2. Lineage: Eukaryota; Metazoa; Chordata; Actinopteri; Anguilliformes; Anguillidae. The record is from RefSeq and is a predicted model, not a curated record. The transcript has 9 exons. Gene Ontology annotation, molecular function: pyridoxal phosphate binding. Gene Ontology annotation, biological process: 2-oxobutyrate biosynthetic process; dephosphorylation. Bases 284 to 1741 code for a protein of 485 amino acids.